Messenger RNA from Drosophila yakuba, 7214 nucleotides. RefSeq names its product regulatory-associated protein of mTOR. Gene Ontology annotation, cellular component: TORC1 complex; cytoplasm. The record is from RefSeq and is a predicted model, not a curated record. Gene Ontology annotation, biological process: positive regulation of protein serine/threonine kinase activity; cellular response to starvation; positive regulation of cell growth. Gene Ontology annotation, molecular function: protein binding; protein-macromolecule adaptor activity; inositol phosphate phosphatase activity. Lineage: Eukaryota; Metazoa; Arthropoda; Insecta; Diptera; Drosophilidae. Bases 529 to 6255 code for a protein of 1908 amino acids. The transcript is spliced from 5 exons.
AUCGAAAAAUCAUCGAUUUUUGUUCCAGCUCUAUUUUCUGCGCAAUUCUUUUCGUACAAUAUAAUUCGAUUAAACAUAAAUAAAUAAACCAACGCGCAAGUAAAUAAACCCAUUAAUGCGCUUCAUCUUGCGCCGGAGUUCGCUCGCGAUAGUUGUACGGUUUUUAUUUUGGCCCGUCCUCGACUUGAACGGCGCAGGCGGCGUGUUUUCCCCGAGUUCUUUUUAACCGUAUUCGGGAAAUGGGCCGCGAUCCGUAGGCGGAAAACGUGGAGAAGAGGAACGAGGAAAGAAAAGCAGAGAAGCGCGGAGGAGGCGCUGGCGGUGUAGGAGGAGCGGAAAGUGCGAAUAGUGUGAAAAGUGUUUGGGGUUAUGUGCUAGAGUCCCCUCGGGGGGAUUUUCAGCUGCUUGGAUCCGCGACAGAGACGUAAUCGCUCCGGGAAAUCUCGCAUUGCGCUGCUGCACCCUCUCCUCAGCAACCGAAAAAAGCAAAAAAGAAACAAAAGUAAUACAGCGAGAAGCACGCAAAACAUGGCAAGUGCCGUUCGCGCUAAGUCCGCCACUGCUGCGGUCGGCGUCGCAGUCGACGAAAGCAGCGGCAGCAGCAACGGCAGCGUCGCGGAUCAGGAGGUGUCCUCCAGUAAGGAGACCGUCCUGCGCUUCUUUAUUCGCACGAGAUACGAAAAAUAUAUAUUCGCCCGUUGGGACGAUCCCAUACUCUUGAUAAUGGAGCAACUGGAGCAGAUCGAGCGUUGUCGAUCUGCCACCUUGGAGAACCAGGUGGCCAUCGGCCGGGAACGAUCCCAGGAAGACUCACCGAACGACCUGCGUGAGGUGGUUAGCAACAUAAGGCAGGACCACUCACUACACCCAAUCGUGAAGCACAUCGAGCAAAUAUCCGACAUCCAGGCCUCCAACGGUCAGGAGCACGCCUCCCUCGGUUGCUUGAGGGAGCUGAUCAAGAUUAUCAGAAAGGAGUGGCCCCGGGACGACUCAAUCCAAGUGCGGAUGAAGCAAAUACAAAGCAUACAGGCCCAGCCGCCCACGGAGAGCAUAUGCUUUGGGGAGCGUCUCCGCGACGACAAGUGCCCGCUCUCCCUGCAGACCAAGCGGCACAAGGAGCGCAUUCAGGCCAUGAUGUACGAACGAGUGACGUGGCGUAUCCGCGAACGCAUGAAGACGGCAAGCGUGGCCCUGGUUCUGUGCCUCAACAUCGGCGUGGAUCCGCCGGACGUGGUAAAGAUCCAACCCUGCUCACGGCUAGAGUGCUGGAUAGAUCCCAGCUCGGUGUCCCCGCCCAAGGCCAUGGAACUCAUUGGGAGCAACCUGCAGAUGCAGUACGAACGCUGGCAGCCAAGAGCCAGAUAUAAGAAGUGCAACGAUCCCACCGUGGAUGACGUUAAGAAGCUCUGCACCUCCCUACGCCGGAACGCCAAGGGGGAGCGCAUACUCUUCCAUUACAACGGACACGGUGUGCCCAAGCCCACAGCCAAUGGAGAGAUCUGGGUGUUUAACAAGACCUUCACGCAAUACAUCCCCCUGAGCAUAUUCGAGCUUAUCACGUGGAUGUCAGUGCCCUCAAUCUACGUCUAUGACUGCUCCAAUGCAGGCAUCAUCAUCAAUUCGUUUCAGCCAUACGCUGACCAGCAUGAGGAAGAACUGAAAAAGGCGCAGGCCGCCGCCCAGCAGAGGGGCGGAGUCCAGCAGCUGGUGGGCGGCUCAGGUGGUGGCGUCAAUGUAGCCUCCAACCAGGUGCAGUUGCCCAACCAGAUGGUCAGUUACCAGAACUGUAUACACCUGGCCGCCUGUGCUGCCAAUGAGAUUCUGCCCAUGAAUGCGCAGUUGCCGGCGGAUCUGUUUACCAGCUGUCUGACAACACCCAUCAACAUAGCGCUCAAGUGGUAUGCCAUGCAGGAAAAACUGGGCAUGGUGCCGCGUAUCCAGAGUGAACUGAUCGAUAAGAUUCCAGGCAAAGUCAACGACCGGCGCACCAUGAUGGGAGAGCUCAACUGGAUCUUCACCGCCAUUACGGACACGAUAGCGUGGAACACACUUCCCCUCACGCUCUUUCAGCGCCUGUUCCGCCAGGAUCUACUGGUGGCUAGCCUGUUCCGUAACUUCCUGUUGGCCGAGCGCAUUCUGCGCAGCCACGACUGCACUCCAGUUUCCCUGCCCGCCCUGCCGCCUUGCUAUCGCCAUCCAAUGUGGAAGGCCUGGGAUCUAGUGGUAGAUCUGGCUCUACAGCAGUUGCCCGAAAUUCUCGAUCACAAUGCGCCGUACCGCCAGCUGCCGUUUUUCGAGCACCAACUCACAGCCUUCCAGGUGUGGCUGGACAGCGAAUCGGAAUCGAGAACGCCACCGGAACAGCUGCCCAUUGUGCUGCAGGUCCUACUGUCGCAAGUGCACCGCCUGAGGGCCCUAGAGCUGCUGGCCCGAUUUCUGGAUCUCGGUCCGUGGGCCGUUAAUCUCGCCCUGGGCGUGGGCAUCUUUCCAUAUGUGCUCAAGCUGCUGCAGAGUUCUACGCGCGAACUGCGGCCCGUUUUGGUGUUCAUUUGGGCCAAGAUCCUGGCCGUGGAUCCCAGCUGCCAGGUGGAUCUGGUCAAGGAGUACAAGUACUUCCUCUCUGUGCUGCAGGACACAUCCGUUUCCAAGGAGCAUCGCACACUCUCCGCCUUUGUACUGUCCUCCAUAGUGCACAACUUCCUGCUGGGACAGACUAGUGCCCUUCAGGGUCCCCUACUGUCCAUUUGCCUGGAGCAGCUAAACGACGGAAGCUGGCUGUUGCGCCAGUGGCUUGCCAUCUGCCUGGGCAUGUUGUGGCAGAACUUUGAAAAGGCUCGUUGGUCGGGAGCACGCGACCUGGCGCACGAGAAGCUUUACGUUCUGCUGCGGGACAAGAUUCCGGAAGUAAGAGCGGCUGCCGUCUUCGCCUUGGGCACAUUUAUCAGCUCCGUGACGGACCGCAGCGAGGAGCAGGCGAAUAACAUCGAUCGCAUCAUUGCCAUUACCAUGCUCGAGACCGUGGGCGAGGAUAUGUCGCCGCUAGUCCGCAUGGAGUUGGCCGCCGCUCUGCAAUGGAUGGUAGUACUCUUUGAGUCACAGUUCGUGGCCGUAUAUCUAGCUGAGCAUAUGCGCGGUCACGUCUCCGCCGCCUCGUUCGUGAUGUGUCCCGAUCCCCGGGAGCUGACAUCUUCCACGCACAGCCUGGAGCGUCAUGUGACCAUCCGCAGGGGAGCCAGCUCCAGCUCCAUAUCUAACAUGGGUGGUGCGUCAACUGGCUCGGGCACAGGAUCAUCCAGCAACCCAUUGGGUCGCUCGAAGAGUGGCUCUGCCAGUUCGGGCGGAAGAGGAGCUGCCGGAGCUGCGGGUGGUACAAACAGCAUACCCUUCCAGUCAAUUUUCACCAAACUGUGGCUGGGCAUCUGUAAUCUGGCCCAGGAUCCGUUUCCCCGCGUGGCGGCCAUUGCCCAGGAGAUUGUUGACCAUGUGAGGGAUACGGCACUGUGUCCCAUUAUGGCGGCCAAGGAAGCCACCAUGUCCAAUGCAUCGGAGAAGUGCAGUAGCCUAAGCGUAAGCCUCCCGCCCAGUCCAAAUACGAGGGUUAAUUACUUGGGCGGUGGCGGUGCACCUGGAGGAGCUGGGGCGACUGCAGAAUCACCGCCCGUCGGAGCAGCUGCCUCGGGCGCCAGUCACUGGGCCCAAAAGCUAAGGCUAUCGGGCAGUGGAGCCUGCGUGGCUGCCGGAGAUCCUCAAACCAUUCUGCAGCGCAAACUGCGCACCAGCUCCAUCAACGAUGAGACUGACAGCGGACCAGCGUACUCCCGCGGAGUGACGGGCUCCGGAGCUGGUCUGGGACUGCCCAGCGGACCGAGGGAGAGCACCCAUUCGGCGCGAAGCAGCGGCAGCGAGAGCAAUCACUACUUGGAGCCGGGACACAGCCUCACGCCCAUUGUGCUGACCGAGUUCAUACCCUGGGCCAUUUCCUAUUUCACACGGCCGGGCAAGGAGCGCUACAGCAGCGCCGAGGGAGCUGCAGAGGAGGGACGCCAGCGUUACCCAGUGGACCGAAACUCAGCGGAGCUGCGGCGCAGGAGGUUGCGCUUCCUGAGGAACGAUUUUGUGCGCCGACAUGCCGGCCGCAAGCACCAGGAGCUGAUCGAUCCCUACGGCUUCGAUGUGUGCGUGUGGAACCGGAAGACACAGUUCACGCCUUCCAUUGUCAAACUGCUGCCUUACGAACCGCAGAUUGCGGUGGCCUACAGGGAGAAGGUUCUGGUCUACGACUUCCAGUACAAUUCGGUACGCACAUACGGCUCCGAGGCUCUGGGCAGCAACUCCACUGGCUCUAGUUCCGGUUACGGAUCAGGUUCCGGAUCAUCUUCAUCGCUCAAUGGCAGCACACCGCGAAAGUCGGGCGCACACCCAAGUGGGGGAGGUGGUGGAUUUUCGGCCGCCCCCUUUGCCCGCGUUAGCAGCAUCGAGUUCAUCAAUGCACAGGAUAUGGCACUCAACCUGGUGGCACACGAAGACGGAGUGGUGCGCGUCUGGCAAUCCUCGCCGCCGGCCAGCACCGCCACCACCGAGGAUACCCCGAGCAAGGCCCGAUUGGUGACUGCUUGGACAGCACUGGGUCAGGUUAACCAACACAAUCACCGUCAGCGCAGCGUGGCUUCCGGCGGCAGCAUUGGCAAGGGUGCGGACGCAUCGGGACUGUCGAGCGGAGCAAUUGGCUCGGGAGGGAUUGUGACCGCAUGGCAGCAGUGCAGCCAGCACCUUGUGAUAGGCGGCGGUGGCUGCCGGUUUAUCCGCAUUUGGGACGUAGAACGGGAACUGAAACUGGCAGAUAUUCCAUUGGGCCGUAGCGAAACCUGCGCCCGGGUGCUAUCACCUUACCUGCCCAAUAUGCGUUCCGAUGUGAUACUCGCCGGCUGCGACGACGGCAGUGUGCGACUGUUUGACAAGCGAUGUUCGCCGCAGGACGCCCGGAUCUCCGUUUAUCGACGCCACAGUGCCCCCAUUCUCCAUGCCAGCCUGCGGGCAAACGUACCGGUGCUGGUCUCCGGCUGCACCGAAGGUCGGAUUAGUGUGGCCGACAUGCGGGCGAGCCAGUCCCCCAUUGGCCUCAACGAUGUAGUGUACGAGUGGGACGCCGGUGGCGAUGUGACGGCCAUAACCAGCCACCAGUUGGCGGACACAGUGGCCUGUGGCAAUGCCUCGAAAAUUGUGAUCUACUCGCUGGACGGACGGCAACAGAAGGUGUUGCGGACGAACGAGGGUUUCAUUGGGCCCAAGAUCGGUCACCCCACGUGGCUGUAUUUUCACCCAUACAAAGUGCAGCUGGCGGUGGGCUUCGUGGACAAUAUGGUGGCCAUAUACAGCCCCACCCCAGGUAGAAAACAAUGUACAAAAUUAGAGGACUGGAGUUUCUUUAAUAAGAAAAUAGCAAGACAUUCAAGAAUUUCAAGAAUAUUAAGGAGCUACUUUGAUAAGAAAAUAAUUUUCUAUAAGGGCUGUGGCAAGUGGAAAACUGACGUCGAUAAGAAUCCCGAAACCUUGGUCAACGCACGCAGGUACCUUGCGGAGCCGCAGAUGCGGUCGGCAGUGGAGCAGAUACGGAGCAGCACCCGGCUACCGGAUCUUCAGCCGGAGGACGUUCAGCUUAUGUAUACGGUGUGCGCUUUCGAAACCGCCUGGCAUCGACCGCGUCGCGACUCUGGCUCCAGAUCCACAUACGAAUCCGUGUGGUGUAACUUCUUCGACGUGGCCGCCUUGGAGGCGCUGGAGUUCUUCAAGGAUCUGGAAUACUAUUGGAACGAUGGAUACGGCUACGAACUGACUCAUCGCAUUGCCUGUCCGGCAAUCGCAGAUAUGUUUGCUUCCAUUGGUUCCUCUGAGGAGAAACAGCAGCGACGGGCCAACGCCACGUUGUACUUCACGCACUCGGGCACGCUUCUUAAAUUGCUGGCCCACCUAGGGUUGGCCCGGGACAAUAAGCCGCUGACGCACAAGCACUUUGCCAGCGAGCGUCUUUGGCGCACAAGCCAGAUCGACGCGUUCGCGACCAACUUGGCCUUUCUACGUUACGAUUGCGAUGAGGAGAAGCCGCAAGUCCUGGUGCUGCAUCAGGAGCGAGUGGUGCGCCUGCCCGGCUGCCCGCAGGACAAGGAUCUCUGUCCGCUGGCCACGCUGCGUCGCAUUUACGCCAAAAGCGUGGACCACUGCGACCGCGAGGAGAUGUGCCGUGUGAAGGCCAACUAAGUAUGGAGCACAUUUGGAAUGGAGCAGCUGAUGCUGAUGUAAUGUGGUUUUGUGGCUCUGCUGCCCUGCCAUUGAAUGACCUCGGGAAAAGGGAUUCGUCGGAAAGUUUAGGAUACAACUGAUAUAAAGAUAUAAAGUUAAGAAUGGAAAAGAUGCGAAGGAACUGGAGUUAAGCGAUGAUCAGACUAGGACUAGUUGUGUAAGAGAUGAUCGGCCGGAGAGUUAGUUAUGUGUUGACCAAGUAGCGAGUCAAAUUCUGUGUGUUUCGUAUGCCUUAUUAAUCAAUGUGGACCAUCCACUCCAGAACCAGAUAACUUUGAGCAGGAGUGCAGGAGACAGAGCGAGAUGGAGAGCUGAAAGAGAAAGAGAAAGGGACAGGUAGAGGUAGAGGAUAGCCUGUGUCAUGCUUUUUGGACCUUAGUCUAUAUACCCCGGAUGGCUCUCCAAAUGCUGUCAGGAUUUACACGAUUUAUCUUGGGUUACUUUUUUUGUUAUUCGGUUAAUCAUGCUAUUACCCAUAGCCUAAUCCUUAUCCCAAAGCCAAGUGGCAACGCAUACUGUACAUAUAUAAAUACUUAAUGUAUAAGAUAUUUAACUAUAGUUAUAUUUACCCCAACACACCACACAUAUAUACAUAAACAAAAUCGUAGAUGUAUGCCUCCUAUCUAAUCGAUCCUUCGCCCCCAAAAGGAAACGUUCGUUGUGCUAACUUGUGUUAUAUACCUAUAAAUGAGACAGGAUAUAUAUAUAUUUGAUAAGGCAAGGAUGUGGAACAAAUGUUGGGUACCUACAAUAAUUGUUCAGCGGAGCGGGAGACGGGAGACUCACACACUUUGUACAUAGCACUUACGACUUUAAUCACUUUUGUCUAAUUUUGUUUGUCCUAUCGAAAGCCCAACAACAAAAACCAACCGCAGUAACAACAAAUAAACUAACGAAAAUUCUAGUUUAAAGCUUAA